Archocentrus centrarchus (flier cichlid) is the source of this 198-nucleotide messenger RNA. RefSeq names its product cuticle collagen 10-like. NCBI's taxonomy places the organism in Eukaryota, Metazoa, Chordata, Actinopteri, Cichliformes, Cichlidae. Bases 1 to 198 code for a protein of 65 amino acids. The transcript has 2 exons. The record is from RefSeq and is a predicted model, not a curated record.
AUGAGGAUACCAGGGGCAUGGAGACAGCCUGGGAUACCAACCGCACAAAGGCAGCCUGGCAUACCAGGGGCACAAAGGCAGCCUGGGAUACCAGGGGCACAAAGGCAGCCUCACAAAGGCAGCCUGGGAUACCAGGGGCACAAAGGCAGCCUGGGAUACCAAGGGCACAAAGGCAGCCUGGGAUACCAGGCUGUCUGA